This is a messenger RNA of Chaetura pelagica (chimney swift), 888 nucleotides long. It is a transcript of the gene CMTM3, whose product is annotated as CKLF-like MARVEL transmembrane domain containing 3. The record is from RefSeq and is a predicted model, not a curated record. Gene Ontology annotation, cellular component: membrane. Lineage: Eukaryota; Metazoa; Chordata; Aves; Apodiformes; Apodidae. The transcript has 8 exons. The coding region runs from base 1 to 888 and encodes 295 amino acids.
AUGACUGCCACAUUCCCCCAGCCUGUUCCCUCACCUGCACUGCUGGAGGCAGCCGGCAGCUCUCAUGCCAGGAGUGCAGCUCUGGAUGUCUCAGGGAAGGUUUUCCAGGCAGUGGGAGCAUGGGAGCUCAGCACUGCUGUCUUCUCUGAACUGACCUUCAUAACUGAAACUUCAGCUGCUCUGUGUAAAGCCUCCUUCGAAGAAGACCCCUGUGCCUUUCUCCGGGUCUGCAGCCAGAAGGCAACGCUUGUAGCUAUUUCUGGGGAAACCAGUACCUUCACCUCCAUAACAAGUUCAAUGGAGAAAGCUUUCUGCCUCCAAAUACUCUGCCACGCUGAAGCUGGCAACAAUCACACUAACCUUUCAGCAGCAGUGCAGGAACUGCUUGGACUCCUAGCUGCUAUCAGUGCUGAGGAUGUAAUCCCAAAGGAAGAAGAAACCCCCUGGGCUCUGAAUACCUCUAAAAUGAGGAAUUAUGUUGGAGAACAGGUGCUGUCAUUUAUCAUCUUUAUCUGCUUUAUUGCAUCUCUAGCUGCCUCUUUCAUGAUGGCACCACUCCUAGAGUUUCUGCUGGCACUGUUUCUUUUUUUUGCCUAUGCCUUCAAACUUAAUGAGAAGUUUAAAGGAUUCUACUGGCCUUUGACGGAUUUCUUGCGGUGUGUCACUGCUGCCAUUAUUUACUUCGCCAUUUCAAUUGCUGCUGUCUCAAAAUAUAAUGACGGAGCAUCUAAAGCAGCAGGAGUGUUUGGAUUUAUAGCCACGAUAGUCUACGCCAUUGAUUUCUACAUAACCUUCAAUGAGCUGGUUACUUUCCUCAAGCAAGGCAGUUCUGAUUCCCCUCAAGGGCACAAGUCAGAAGAUGAGGACUCCAAUUCUGACUCAGACUGA